Molecule: messenger RNA, 1820 nt
Organism: Xenopus tropicalis (tropical clawed frog)
Lineage: Eukaryota; Metazoa; Chordata; Amphibia; Anura; Pipidae
Product: zinc finger protein OZF-like
Exons: 3
Coding region: 417-1625 (402 amino acids)
Cellular component (GO): nucleus
Source: RefSeq, a predicted model, not a curated record
ACGUCAUCCCUAAGAAGAAGAGCCCAACUGUGGGUUUGGGGGCCCUGCAUGCCCCUGGCUCCGUCAUACAGAAGGAAAAUGACAAGAAGAUCCUGGAACUCAUCUCCAACAUCAUCCAGCUGCUGACUGGAGAGGAGUGGGAGUAUAGAAAAGGAAACAAGGACGUUCACUGGGAAGGAAUAAAGGAGGAGGAGCCCCAGCAGCUCCGCCCACUGGAAAAUAAUACAAACAAAGACCUGGCUGAGACAAUUUUUUUUACUGCAAAUGAAGAUCUCAAAAUCACCAACGUCUCUCCAUCCAAACCAGCCAAUGGGAUUAAAGAGGAAACGGCUUCACGUCACAAGGGAAACCAAUCAGAUUGCAGCAUUAAUCCCCUUACAGAACAGAUACAGGGAACAGACACACCUACUCCUAUCAUGGGGUGCAGCCUGAAUAACAGCUUGGCAGUUAAUUAUGUAUCUCACAGUAUUAAAAAGGAACCGGCUUUAUGUCAAGACAAAAAUCUGUCUGAUUUUAGAAUUAUUACAGUUUCAGACCCAGUAGUGGAAAAGCGCACGUCUGCUAUCGCUGGACACAGCCUAAAUACCAGCUUGUCAGCUAAUUAUAUAUCAAACGUUAUUAAAAAGGCACCUGCUUCAUGCGAACAAGGGAACCAAUCAGAUUACAAUAUUAUUACAGUUACAGAACAGAAACAAGGAACAGAUUCCCCUUCUCCCAGCACCAAUAACAACUCAUCAGUUCAUUAUAGAUCAAAUGGUAUCAAAGUGGCAUUGCCUUUAUGUGAAGGGAGAAACCAUUCUGAUUAUAACGUUAUUAUGGUUACAGAGAAUAUAGAGGGAACAGAUACACCGACUCCUAUGAUUGGAUACAACCUGAAUAACAGACCUUCAGGAAUGAUGUGGGGCGGAAAUAUUACAGACACGAGUAGAUCUCAGGAAAGAGAACUCGUCCUAAAACAGAUCUACAGCUGCACUGAAUGUCACAAAGGUUUUACCAGAAACGAGGAUCUGGUUAAACAUCAGCAAACCCACGCGGGGCAGAAACCGUGCAUCUGUUCUGAGUGUGGGGUAUGUUUCGCCCACGCCUCCGACCUUAGCAAACAUCAGAAGACGCACACAGGGGACAAACCCAUCGUGUGUUUGGAAUGUGGCAAAUGUUUCACCCGCCGCUGGUAUCUCAGCGUGCAUCAGAAAAUCCACACCGGGGAAAAGCCCCACUCCUGUUCUGAAUGCGGGAAGUGCUUUUCACGCCGCUCACAUCUGACCCUUCACCAGUUGAUUCACACGGGGGAGAAAACGUUCUGUUGCUCCGACUGUGGCAAAUGCUUCGCCCGCCGCUCGCGUCUCAUCGUCCAUCAGAGAAUUCACACCGGGGAGAAACCGUAUUCCUGUUCCGUGUGCGGGAAAUCCUUCCGAGAGCGCUCGGACCUCAGCGUGCAUCUGAAAGUUCACACAGGGGAAAAGCCCUACUUCUGCUCUGAAUGCGGGAAGUGCUUCACCCGGCGCACUAAUCUGGCCGAGCACCAGAGGAUUCACACAGGGGAAAGAACAUUCUCUUGUCCCGUGUGUGGGAAAUGGUUUACACGCCAGUCCCGCCUUAUUUCACACGAAAGAAUUCACCGGUAAAAGGUUUUGUACGUUCACUAUCACGUCUGACCCCCAACUUGCUUUUGUAGAUCCUUAGAGAAACAGUUAGGGAAAAAAAAAAGCCUAUAUAGUUUUAAUACGAAAAAAUACUUUUAUCUGCUUUGUAUUCUAUUUUUAUUACAGGUUUGAAGGAGGAAGAAAAGUUAAACUAAAAUAAAUCCAUUUAAAUGUAAA